GCUUGCAGGAAGCAGUGCCUUGAGUUUGAAUCGGUAUGAAGCGUAUGAAGGGUAUGAAUAACCAAAGGCGUUCCGGAUGAGCGUAAAGUGUGUGACGAGAUUAGAAGGAAUUAUUUAGCCAAAGAAGCCGUAAAAAUUGUAAAUUAAAAUGCUUUUAUCGUUGAAAGAUGACCAUAAACAACAUAUAUCAUUAUUAAUUUCUCAACCCACUAACGUUUUGCAGGAUUUCUGCAGAUUGGCCUUAGAUUAUCUACGGAAAGGUCCAACCCCUAAAUUGUACCAAACAGCAGCCCAAAAACUUGACGUUCAACCAGAGAUAAUUCGAAAUGCAGUUGAAGGUUUGGUAAACUUACUUGUAGAGAGUUGUAGGCACCAGCUGAGUGAUAUUGAUUUCCAUGACACUGUCCUGACACUGGGAUUCAGUGAAGAACACCAGGAAACAUUGGAGUCAUUCUAUAGGGGGAAGAAACAGGAGAUCUAUGAUGUACUAUCUCAGCUGACUUUGGAUCAACCUCAUUACCAUGAUUUGGAGUGGAGAUUUGAAGUUCAGGUAGCAUCACGAGCCCUGCAGCACCAGGUGACACCACUGAUCACUAUGAAUCUGGCACUAGAAACCAAAACAGGGCUUGCCAGUGACAGUACCACCACAAAAAAUAUUGUUCUGCAGACAGAUCCUACAAACCUGGUACACAUCACACAAGUGCUGGAAGAGGCGUUACAGGAGAGUAGGAGUCAGCAUUCACGACGGAUACAACGCAGCUUUAAGUAGUCUCUGUGGUUUGUUAUCUGUGAUCAUUCUUAUGAGAAUGGACAUCAUAAGUACUGUUUUCUGUUUAUGGGAUAAGUAAGUUAAUUUGGAGGUUUUGUUUUGCUCUAAGCUGGUAACAGUGUUAUGAUUGACACUGAAGUUAUAUAAGCAGACAGUUAUGUUUCACCCUCUCACUAGCAAGCCUUGUGCUGCACGCUAUGCAAGAAUUGGCAAAGUGUUCUCAUGCAGAUUGAAUACCAUUUACAAGAGAGAGCUCUGUGACCAUAAUAAGAAGCAGAAAGUAUUGAAAUUUGUAUGGUUUGCAUAGUUUUACCAUUACUUAGUACUGAUCUAGAUGGAUUAUGUUUCAUAGGGAAACAAUGUCUAGGCACGGUCUUAUGUCGGAUUGUGACAGGCCUGGAAGAACCUGCCUCAACAACUCAAUUAUUUCAUCAGUAUACACAAUCAACAGGGUUUCUUUUAUACUUGCACAGAAUGUGGCAUGGGAGGUAUUUUUGUUUGAUAUCUUUGUUGAAAAUCCAUCACUCAGUACAUGAGAACUUUGAAAUUAAUUUCAUUAAUGAUGAUAUGUAACUUUAUCGUGCAACAAUAAGUUGUAGUACAAACCUCUGUUCUUCUCUUUUACUCCUCUGGUUUGUAACUACAUUAGCAAUCUUGUCAUCAUACAGGAACCAUAGCAUUUGGCCAAGAGGCUGAUGAUGGUUUUGUUUUCUAAAUGUAUAUGUUUAUUUUUAUCCAGAUUCUUCCCCCCCCCCCCAUUUCUCUUUAUCCUUGUAACAGGCCAUAGAGGCCGAAAUGGUUGUGGGAUAUUGAGGGUCCACAUUAUCUAGACAGUCAGCUCACAGAUGACAUUUUGGUUAGCCCCACAAGCCAGCCACCCUUUACC
Cryptotermes secundus is the source of this 1655-nucleotide messenger RNA. RefSeq names its product COMM domain-containing protein 2. The coding region runs from base 149 to 769 and encodes 206 amino acids. The record is from RefSeq and is a predicted model, not a curated record. The transcript is spliced from 5 exons. NCBI's taxonomy places the organism in Eukaryota, Metazoa, Arthropoda, Insecta, Blattodea, Kalotermitidae.